GCUCCGCCCGCCUUUUGUUCGCUGGGUGCGAGCGGGGCGGGCGCCAGUGCCGGGCAGCAGCGGGCGGAGCAGGGAGCGCGGCGCAGAGCAGCAAUGGAGGUGAUGAACAUGAUGGAGCAGCCGAUCAAGGUGACGGAGUGGCAGCAGACCUACACCUACGACUCCGGCAUACACUCUGGGGUGAACACCCAGGUGCCGUCGGUCAGCAGCAAAUGCAUCGCGGAUGACGAGGACCUCUACGCCAAGCAGUACACCAUCAAGACAACCACCUACAGAGAGGCGGGGGGCCAGGGCCUGGGCCCAGCGGCAGCAGCAGACAUGGAGUCUCAGCUGGCCAUGACACGGGCCCAGCGUGUCCGGGCUGCCAUGUACCCAGAGACCGUGGAGGACCGAUCCCUGCUCAUGACCACUCACAUUGAGGGCCAGCAGACCAAUGUGCAGAGGCUGGCCGAGCCCUCGCAGAUGUUGAAAUCUGCCAUUGUGCACCUGAUCAACUACCAGGACGAUGCGGAGCUGGCCACCCGGGCCAUCCCGGAGCUCACCAAGCUGCUGAAUGAUGAGGACCCGGUUGUAGUCAGCAAAGCAGCCAUGAUAGUGAACCAGCUGUCGAAGAAGGAGGCGUCGCGCCGCGCCCUGAUGCAGUCCCCACAGAUUGUGGCAGCGGUGGUGCGUGCCAUGCAGAACACGAGCGACUUGGACACCGCCCGCUGCACCACCAGCAUCCUGCACAACCUCUCGCACCACCGUGAGGGGCUGCUGGCCAUCUUCAAAUCUGGAGGCAUCCCAGCUCUCGUGCGGAUGCUCAGCUCUCCGGUCGAGUCGGUCUUGUUCUACGCAAUCACCACCCUGCACAACCUGCUGCUGUACCAGGAAGGCGCCAAGAUGGCGGUGCGCCUGGCCGACGGCCUCCAGAAGAUGGUUCCCCUGCUGAACAAGAACAACCCGAAAUUCCUCGCCAUCACCACUGACUGCCUUCAGCUGCUAGCCUACGGGAACCAGGAGAGCAAGCUGAUUAUUUUGGCCAAUGGAGGACCCCAAGCCCUGGUGCAGAUCAUGCGCAGCUACACCUACGAGAAGCUGCUCUGGACCACCAGCCGGGUGCUCAAGGUCCUGUCUGUGUGUCCCAGCAACAAGCCUGCCAUUGUGGAGGCCGGUGGCAUGCAGGCUCUGGGGAAACAUCUCACCAGCUCGAGCCCGAGGCUCGUACAGAACUGCCUGUGGACCUUGAGGAACCUCUCUGAUGUGGCCACCAAGCAGGAGGGUCUAGAUGGUGUCCUUAAGAUCCUGGUCAACCAGCUGAGCUCGGACGACGUGAACGUGCUGACCUGCGCCACCGGCACCCUCUCCAACCUGACCUGCAACAACAGCAAAAACAAGACCCUGGUCACGCAGUCCAACGGGGUGGAAGCCCUGAUCCACACCAUCCUGAGGGCGGGCGACAAGGAGGACAUCACCGAGCCGGCUGUCUGCGCCCUGCGGCACCUCACCAGCCGGCACCCGGAGGCAGAGAUGGCCCAGAACUCGGUGCGGCUCAAUUACGGCAUCCCGGCGAUCGUCAAGCUCCUCAACCAGCCCAACCAGUGGCCGCUGGUCAAGGCCACUAUCGGUCUGAUCCGCAACCUGGCCCUGUGCCCGGCUAACCACGCCCCGCUGCAGGAGGCUGCCGUGAUCCCUCGCCUGGUGCAGCUGCUGGUGAAGGCUCACCAAGACGCCCAGCGCCACGUGGCAGCCGGCACACAGCAGCCGUACACAGAUGGAGUGAAGAUGGAGGAGAUAGUGGAGGGGUGCACGGGAGCCCUGCAUAUUCUGGCCCGGGACCCAAUGAACCGGAUGGAGAUCUUCCGACUCAACACGAUUCCUCUCUUUGUGCAGCUGCUCUACUCCCCGGUGGAGAACAUCCAGCGGGUGGCAGCCGGAGUGCUGUGCGAGCUGGCCCAGGACAAGGAAGCUGCUGACACGAUUGAUGCCGAGGGGGCCUCUGCUCCGCUGAUGGAGCUGCUGCAUUCCAGGAACGAAGGCACAGCCACCUACGCUGCAGCCGUGCUGUUCCGCAUCUCCGAGGACAAAAACCCCGACUACAGGAAACGCGUCUCCGUGGAGCUCACCAACUCCCUCUUCAAACACGACCCUGCCGCCUGGGAAGCAGCGCAGAGCAUGAUCCCGAUCAACGAGCCGUACCCGGAGGAUAUGGACGCUGGUUAUCGUAUGUAUCCGGGUGACGACCCCCUGGACAUGAACAUGGAUAUGGACGGAGACUACCCCAUGGACACCUACAGCGAUGGCGUCCGAGGGCACUACCCCGAACACAUGCUGGCCUAACCCGUUCCUCAGGCACUGCACAAGGGUGUGUUCUCCGGCCAGAAGAGGGUGGCUCCAGAACCGAGCGCCUGCAAGAGGGACUUGGGAGACAGAAGUGCCUGAGACAAACUUUUCCAUUCCCACCAGAGGCUUUAUUUUUAGAUUUGUUUUAUUAUUAUUUCUUUUUUGCUGUGGGUCUGUGAAAAAGGCCCUUUCCUCCUGAGAUUGCUUCAAACACCCUCCAGCCAAGCCAGGAUACUGUUUCUGAAGCUUUAAAACACGCGACUCCCGCGUCAUUAUCAAACUCCAUUGGCAUAACAGUAAUAGUCUUUUCUAUAAAUAUAUAUUUCUUUUAUUUUUAAUAUGGUGCAAAUGGCUUUUGCCGUCUGAUUUUAAGUUCGUGCUUAACUUCCCACUUCCUGUUCUGUGUUUAGCGUUUAACAAAAAUAAUCUAACAUUUUAAAGUGAGCCUUUUGCUUUCCACAAACUUUAAAUUAAACAUAGCAAAUCCAGUGAGUUUGCAGAAAACAAAGGGUGCCGUGUUUUCCCGCGAUCUUUGUUCUAGCCCAAGGGAUGUGUCAACGGCUUUAUUCCUUCCGAUCAGACGUGGGUGAGCAGAAUUUCAGUGUAACUGUCCUUACGAUAGAGGAGUGACUCUAACCACUAGGAACUGUGUCCUUGUAUCAGUCAACUAUUGCACAAUUUAGCCUGACUGUCUCCUUUCUGGUGAGUGGUGUGUUUCCUUCCCCUCUUCCCUUCUCUUCAUGCAUUUUUAAAGCGACUCUAGAUCUGAUGGCUUACUGCUUCCGUUGGAAAGGGAUGGAUGUUCUUGGAAUGUGGUUCAGGAACUGAGGAUUUUAUUAUUUCUGUAAGUUUUUUUGUAUAGACCAAAGCAAAGAAUAAAACACCCUAACCCCA
Messenger RNA from Mauremys mutica (yellowpond turtle), 3216 nucleotides. It is a transcript of the gene JUP, whose product is annotated as junction plakoglobin. Bases 94 to 2319 code for a protein of 741 amino acids. The transcript has 15 exons. Lineage: Eukaryota; Metazoa; Chordata; Testudines; Geoemydidae. The record is from RefSeq and is a predicted model, not a curated record. Gene Ontology annotation, cellular component: catenin complex; adherens junction. Gene Ontology annotation, biological process: cell adhesion; positive regulation of transcription by RNA polymerase II. Gene Ontology annotation, molecular function: protein phosphatase binding; transcription coactivator activity; alpha-catenin binding.